Molecule: messenger RNA, 831 nt
Organism: Laccaria bicolor S238N-H82
Lineage: Eukaryota; Fungi; Basidiomycota; Agaricomycetes; Agaricales; Hydnangiaceae
Exons: 3
Coding region: 1-831 (276 amino acids)
Source: RefSeq, a predicted model, not a curated record
AUGGCAACGAUAACGAACAGCGUUGAUACGAUACACUACGCGAUCGUUCACUCCAUCGUGUUGCAGAACCGUCUGAUCCAGCUGAAGGAAAUGGAGCGAAACAACUCAGAGGCGACCGACGAUUCGUCGUUUACCUCGGCUUUGACGACGCCUGUGGAUCAAGAUGUGCCCAUCAAUGUCUAUCAGGGCAUACACGAGGCUCUUGCGAGAGAUAGGAACGGCUUAGCGGCAAAGGCGCGGAUAUCGCACAGGUAUCGCAGCAAUUGGAGAGAGCCUAACAUCGAUCCCAAAGUAGCCCCUUCCUCCGUUCUGACCGAUGACCACGAACCUAGAUACCCCGAUUUCGUUCUCCACGCUGUCGCCAUGUCUGCAAUCCGUGUACUUUUCUUCCUACCCUGGUGCGUAGCAGCCGGAGCCACGUUCCUCCGCUUUCCCCACCAUCUAGAGUUCAUCAUCUUCGAAACUGGCUACCUCGAGCCAUCCAAAGGCAUAUAUCGCUUCGCCCACUUUGCCGAGAGCGGAAUGCAAUACUCGAUGACUUUCCUGGCUUCUCUGCUGUUGUUUAUCUACGAAUAUCCGAAUUUGGGAACGGUCAUUACAGGCGGUCUUUUGGCGCCGUUCUUUCAAGCUUGGCAGGACUUUGAAGUGGAUCAGAACCUACCUCUUGGUCAUGACGACCGGCAGAUGAUUUACAUUCUGGCGACUAGCUCUUGGCUUACUGGAGAUUCGGUCGGCAUUCAAAAGGUCGAAGAUCAAUACUAUCUUUCUUCUGCGACGCUGGAGAAUCGGGAAUUUGAUGUGUUUGUUGAGAAGGAUUCGGACGAGGAGUGA